GGCGCAGCCGCAGUCGUCGUUCGGAUCUCGAUCGAGUCGGUGCUGUGGUGUUUGUAAGUAGAUUCGCGAGCACUAGUUCAAGCGUCGUUUAGUCCAUUCCGAACCGUCGAUAGGGAUGGAUCUUUUUCUUAAUUUUUCUAUAUAACUAUACAUAACAUAAUUUUCUUUUGUACAUUUAUCCACUUUUUUUGCAAUCGUGUGUGUUUAUCGAUUGUUCGUUCAUUCGUCCUUUUUAAGAUAUUAACGAAACAGGCAGAAAGUGAAAGGACAGAGAAAAAAAGAAGGAAGAAUUAUCACAAUUCGAAUCAUCAUGGAUAGAUCAUCGAAAAUGAUUCUACAAAAAAUUAUUAUAGAUUUUGUAUGCAUUUUUAUUGUGGGCAUGACAGUGCUGAUGUUCUACCUGUUCGGUAAACCAUACAAACGUGGAUUCUUUUGCAAUGACGAAUCGUUAUAUCACCCAUUCCACGACUCGACUGUAACCAGUGUGAUGCUCUACGUUAUUGGUCUUUUGCUUCCUAUAUGCACGAUGUUGGCAGGUGAAUAUCUUUAUGCAAGGUAUUCUAAUGCAGAUUCGACAAAGAUAUUAUUUGGUUACAACAUACCUCCAUGGAUAUGGAAUGCAUAUGAGAAGAUUGGCAUAUUUGGUUUUGGAGCAGCAAUCACUGUUCUAUUUACCGAUAUUGCCAAAUAUACGAUCGGACGAUUGAGACCACAUUUCAUGACUCUUUGUGAGCCUAACAUCAAUUGUAGCCUGAUUGAAAAUCAGCAUAAGUACAUUGAGAAUUAUUCCUGCACUCAGAAUAUCUCGAAGAGUCUUCUAAAAGAGAUAAGAUUAUCUUUUCCCUCAGGACAUUCGUCGUUCUCGGCCUACACGAUGAUCUACCUUGCGAUGUACUUGCAAUUAAGAAUAACUUGGAAGGGUAGCAAACUGUUGAAACAUUUCCUGCAAGUUAUGUGCUUGCUUAUGGCCUGGUUCACUGCAUUGUCGCGAGUUUCCGAUUAUAAACAUCAUUGGAGUGAUGUUCUCGCCGGUUCGAGCCUUGGUACCAUCACAGCGCUGGUCGUGGUGAACUUCAUUGCAGACUUGUUCAAGGAUCAAAAUCACUACUCAGUGGAGGAGAAACAUCGAACGGCGGAUUACGAAACAGGAGCCGGUACACAGGGAAACAGGAAAAGAGAAGUUAUCUUCUGGAUCAUGCGUACUUGGACAAAUUCACGGAUUUGGUUCAAACACACGGACAUUGGUGACAGAAAUAAAAAGGCAAAACACAAUUUGUUUUUUUUGUAAAAACAAUAAAUUAUUUGUAUUUUUGCAAUCCAGAACGGACAAUGUCUCUGUACAAGCUUCUUUUCAAACAGAAAUGUUACAAAUUCUGCGUGAUAAACGACAUCAUUACUGAUCUACAAUUUUAUUUACGAUUCUUCAUGAAUUUCGAUAAUUUAAUAAAAAAUCAUUUAUAAAAAGAAAAUAAAGAUUUUUUUAUAAUAUAAAUAUAAGAUAAAUUUAAUUUCAAUUUUAAUUUUAUAUAUAUGAAAGAAAAAGAAGAGUAUCAAUGAAAAAUGCUUGAAAAUCAAUUUUAUAUAUAUAGUAAAAAGAUACGAAUGACCAGCUACAAUAUCGCUUACUUAGCAAAUUAUUAUAUGACAUCAUUCACUUUAUGGCUCUCUUUCUUUCAUUCUUAUGUAGAAACAUACUAAAUUUCUCUUUAUUCCUCGUUUCGUUUAAUGAUCAAAAUAAACGAUUCCAGAAAAUAAAGAAAAUACGUGACGUGAGGUCACCAAGCCAAGAUAUUUUCAAAUGCUACUUAUUCUUUCAUACCGCCAAAGUACCUCCAUUCCACGUCAAGAAAUAUUUAAUUUUCUAUGAAAUAUUUUUUGAAAAAAAAAAAAAAUUUGUCUAAUUCGCAUUCUGUCACAAAAUAUCUCGAUUUUCUUAUCAGCUUAAAGAUUUCACAUAAAUAAAUAUAGGAACAAGAUUAUAAGUACAUAAAUAACUAAAUUCUUUAAAAUAUUAUAUAAGUAUUAAAUUCUUUGGAAAGUUUGUAGUAAAUUUAAAAAUUUGAAAAUUAAAUUUAGUUUUUAUUCAACAAUAUAAAAUAUUCAAUUUAUAAAAGACCCAAAUUAUCUCUCUUGGACUUCUAAGACUCUUGAACUAAGAUUUAUAUUAAUAUAUCAAGUAUAAAAAAAUAUCACAAAACAUCCAACACAAAAAAUAA
Molecule: messenger RNA, 2216 nt
Organism: Apis cerana (Asiatic honeybee)
Lineage: Eukaryota; Metazoa; Arthropoda; Insecta; Hymenoptera; Apidae
Gene: wun
Product: wunen
Biological process (GO): phospholipid dephosphorylation; signal transduction; phospholipid metabolic process
Cellular component (GO): plasma membrane
Molecular function (GO): phosphatidate phosphatase activity
Source: RefSeq, a predicted model, not a curated record